UGGAGAUCUCCCCCCGCUUGCUCCCUCUCCAGCCGGAAAAUGAAGCAACACUCGGGCUGGAUGUUUUUCUCCCGCGCUGGGAGGAGACGGGUCUCUUGAACCCGCCACCCACCCGCAGCUCUUUGGCCCGAAUCGCUUCUGCGCCAUUCUCCCCAACUUGGAUCCGGAGCGCCUCUCCCCGCAUUAGCCGCCGGGAGCCCCAGAUUAUCUACCGGGGGGGGCUCCAGUCGGGGGGGGCGGGGGAAUGAUGUCCCAUGACACGAGCGAGAGGCCCCCCAACCCGGAGCCGCCCCCCGCCACGGUCUACGUCCUCGUGGAAGACCCGCGAUCCACGGACGCGCUCCAGCUGCUCAGCUUCAACUCCCUCCUUCCAGAGUCUGGGAUUGUGGCUGACAUUGACCUGGAGAAUAUCCUCUCGCUGAGCAGUGACAAUUUCUACGAACUGAAGAGCCAGCCCAUUGGAGUCAGCCCUCCGAGUGCCCCAGCUCAGGGUCCCGCCAUGUCGUCCCGCGUGCUUCUCCGGCAGCAGCUGAUGCGGGCGCAGACGCAGGAACAGGAGCGCCGGGAGCAGCAGCAGGCGGCACAGUUCACUCCGGCGCCCCCGGCCCCUUCCACGCCCGCCAUCUCCAUGAGCCCCCUCGCCCGCCCUGCCCCUGCCCAGGUUCCUGUGGAGGUACUGAAGGUCCAGACCCACCUGGAGAACCCUACCAAGUAUCACAUCCAACAGGCGCAGAGGCAGCAGGUGAAGCAGUAUCUCUCCACUGCCAUGGGGAGCAAGAUGGCAACGCAGGCUGUAGCUGGGACCAGUCCGGGGGCCUCCACCUGCUCCCCCCAGGCUGCCUCUGCUCCUGAGCCCCAACAUGGUUUGGCCAAGCAGCCGGGAGUGGCGGGGGGCCCUGGCAGCGCCCCCAAUAGCCCCAUGGCUAUGCUGAACAUUGGCUCCAGCUCUGAGAAAGAAAUUGAUGAUGUAAUUGAUGAGAUCAUCAGCCUGGAAUCCAGCUACAAUGAUGAAAUCCUUAACUACGGAGGCCUACAGAUGCCCAGCACUCUGCCAGUCUCUGGAAACCUCCUGGAUGUGUACAACAACCCAGGAAUGAUGGAGCCAGCUGUGACAGUUAGCAACUCCUGCCCGGCUGACCUGCCCAAUAUCAAGAGAGAGAUGUCAGAAAAUGAAGCCAAAGCAUUCCUGAAGGAAAGGCAGAAGAAAGACAACCAUAAUCUGAUUGAGCGGCGGCGGCGGUUCAAUAUCAACGACCGUAUCAAAGAGCUGGGGACUCUCAUCCCCAAAUCGAAUGAUCCGGAGAUGCGCUGGAACAAAGGAACCAUCCUCAAAGCCUCGGUGGAUUACAUCCGGAAGCUGCAGAAAGAGCAGCAGCACUCGAAAGAGAUGGAACUCCGGCAGCGCAAGCUGGAACAGGCCAACCGCAGCCUGCAGCUGCGAGUGCAGGAGCUGGAACUGCAGGUGCAGAUGCACGGGCUGCCCUUGACUUCGGCACAGGGGCUUCUGAGUCAGCCCUUGGGAGGAGACCCGAUUCCUUCCUUUGCAGAGUCCCUGGACCUGCCCUUCACAGCAGAGGAACUGGGGCUGGGCCUUGCUCUGGGGUCUGACGGAGGAGCCCUGCAGGAUGUUCUCAUGGACGAUGGGACCGCUCUGUCCCCGCUGGGUGCCUCUGAUCCGCUCCUCUCCUCCGUCUCGCUGGCGCCUCCAAGGGCAGCAGCCGCCGUUCCAGUUUCAGCAUGGAAGAUGAUUCGUGAUGGCAGCGCUUGGGACUUUUCGGCAGUGGAAGAGGAGCUGGAGAAGGCUCCCGCCCUUACUCACCCUGCCCUGCUCCUGCUCUUGAGUAUUCCUCUCCCUCAAAUCUUGGAGGCUUUUCCCCCUCUGCUGCUAUAGGCUGUGCCCCUUCCUUUCCCCGACAUUCCAUAUUUUGGGAGAGCUUGAGCUGCUGCCUCUUUAGCAAGAGGGCUGUGGGAAAGAGGGCUUGCAGGGCCAUAUAGUACCAGUCCUCCCCUGGAGCAAGAGAAAUAGGGUAUCCCAUCACAAAGUGAGGGACCCUAAGCCUUCUGGACCCAAGCUUCAGAAACUCUGGGAAUAGUGGAUUUUUGCGUUUCCCUAAACCUGCCAUUUUAAACGUUAUUAGGGCGUUUCUUUAACACUGUGUGAGGAGCGUCUAGCCACAAACCUGUUCAUUCACUCCAACCCUCAGUUUGCAUUCUUGCGCCUUUGCUGUAUAUAAUUUGGGGAAAUUAAGGUGGGAGAGAAGAAAGUGGCCUCCUUGCUUUUGCAUAAUUUAGAGGCACUCUCCCCUUUAAAAAAAGUUAGGUUUAUUUUAUAUAGUUAUCAGACGUUUUUUAUUCAUAACUCUCACCCUUUCUUGUUUAAGUCGGCAGAUUCAACGUUUUAUCAAAACUACCGCUUUUAAUAUUUUUUUUCUUCGUCUCUUUCCUUCAGUUCUGACCUGACCGCAGAAAAACUUGAUUUUUGUCCCUUGUGACUUCUUUGUGGGCAAAGAAAGGGAGUGGGGUGCAGAGUCGGAAAAAUCCGUGAAAUAAUGUUCUUGCUCAUGUGGUUGCAUUUAAGGGUACAUUACUGCCACACAGCAUUUAAUUGUCACCCCUUGUUUGUUUCUUUUUUAAUAUAAAUGAAGCUAUAAUCAAGUUUUUUUUAUAUACUCAAAAACUUUUUGCAUACCAAAUGGACAUUAGGAGAAACAGAGAGCAAAUGAGACUGUACUGUUUAUUGAAUCCACUAGUUUUUUAAAAUACUGGAAGCAGGCUUCUAUAUGACCCAACUCUUUGUUGGGUGUAAAAGUGUGGCCGCAAUUGCUGCAGAGACAAUCAUUUGGGCUCCAGUGUUACCCUCACCACUGUGUGAAUGUGUGUGAACCCCCUCGAAACAGAAGUGGUCACCCAGGAGUAGCUGUCUCAAAAUAUUAUCUAAAAGCACUAAGCUUUUAUGGCUUUUUAGGGUAACUUGUGCCCCUCUAAGAAGUUAUUAGAUUCUACCUGCCGUCAUCCCCGAUCAUUGGCCAUCUUGGCUGCAGCUGAUGGCAGUUUAAAUCUAACAGCUUCUAGAGGGCUUUGGGUCUCUCCCGCACUUUAGAAUUACAGCAUAGUCUGAAGUCUGUGCUGGAAAAUGGAAUACCAGACGUCUGUCCUUCAGAAAGUGUAAUUUUGGGUGGGAUUUAACUAAUGAGGCCUGUCCACAGAAGCCCAGUGCCCGAACCUCCAUUUCUAAUGUGAGGCUUUUCUUCAUCUCAUCCGCACAUCCCAUGAAAUUGGCUCUGGGGAGGUUGGGAGAACUUCUGGAACAGUGGGCGGGAGAUUGCUCCAUCUGGCAAGCCAAAAAAGGAACAGUCACCUUAGCAUGAUGUUGAAUUUCACCCUUUGAAACUGAGAAGAGCUGCCUUACUGGAGGUUGUCACUGGGUAGGAGGAAAUAUGGGUAGUUUCUAGGCUGGGACCUUUUUGAGCUGGAAAUGAGGGUAACAGGAGUGAGUGUUCAAUGUAAACCAGAUGCUGUAGUGGUAUUCCAGUGUGUGUAAGACGCAAGAGGACCGAGCGCAGAGGAAGUUGCAAAGAUGAGAUUAGGGCAAGUGGUCGUAGAUCUUAAAAGGAGUAGAACUGGGUUCCAUUAACUAAAGGUUGAGUCUGAUUAAGGGGAUGAAAGGGAUAGAAUUUCAGGCUGAGGGAAGGGGCUGGUUUUCCUGUUGUGGAUUCUACACCCUCAGUGAUGACCCAGAUUGCACCUUCUGUCCUUUUACUUUGUAUGUUUAAACAUUCCCACUACCAGUACUAGAGGCUUCUAAACAAAUAAACCAGCAAUGACCAUUUUCUAUA
Molecule: messenger RNA, 3836 nt
Organism: Podarcis raffonei (Aeolian wall lizard)
Lineage: Eukaryota; Metazoa; Chordata; Lepidosauria; Squamata; Lacertidae
Gene: TFE3
Product: transcription factor binding to IGHM enhancer 3
Biological process (GO): regulation of osteoclast differentiation; regulation of transcription by RNA polymerase II; positive regulation of DNA-templated transcription
Cellular component (GO): nucleus
Molecular function (GO): RNA polymerase II cis-regulatory region sequence-specific DNA binding; DNA-binding transcription factor activity, RNA polymerase II-specific; protein dimerization activity
Source: RefSeq, a predicted model, not a curated record